Messenger RNA from Priapulus caudatus, 3092 nucleotides. Its product is annotated as solute carrier organic anion transporter family member 2A1-like. The transcript has 13 exons. The record is from RefSeq and is a predicted model, not a curated record. Gene Ontology annotation, molecular function: protein binding. Gene Ontology annotation, biological process: sodium-independent organic anion transport; transmembrane transport. Bases 397 to 2475 code for a protein of 692 amino acids. NCBI's taxonomy places the organism in Eukaryota, Metazoa, Priapulida, Priapulimorpha, Priapulimorphida, Priapulidae. Gene Ontology annotation, cellular component: membrane.
CGUAUGAAUGAAGCGUGACGGCACACUGGUAGCCUAGCGUACUAUGUACUACAAUAGUUUCUACGGGCUGGAUAUGUGACUUGCUCGCUUGGGUGCGCCGCUCACUCGCCUGCCACGGUGUACCGGGAAAGACACGCAUGUUUUUUUACGUUUCGCAGCGUUGACGUACAGUGUCAACCGAUUGGUCAUCGAAACUACGCAUGAGAAAAUUUAGCGCAUGUGUGCGUGUGUCUGUGUGCUGCCUCGACAGUCUAUGAAGCUGGAUACUCGAGCGUGGAAAUACAGCGAUACUUUGUGAUGCGAAUACUGUUCAAUUUUGUGCGGAACACUUCAUGCCACAGGCAUGGGGGAAAACAGAUCACCUGAUAUUAAUUCCUCGCCUGUGAACGAAUAAAGAUGCCAAAUAACUCGACCAAGGACACCGCGGGCGCGGCGAUCGUCGCGCGGCAGCCGGCCACGUUCGGAACUAUGGCCGAGAAGAAGAGCGACCGGUCCGCCGAAGACGAUGAGGCUUGCUGUCUGAGUGGCUGCCACUCGCCUCGCUGGCAACCAUGUGCCAACGUCAAACUGUUCGUGGGGAACUUCACGGUCGUAUUGGUGCUUCUCAGCAUUUACAGCACGUACCAAAUAGGUGUACUAACGACCAUCGAGAGACGAUUCCAGUUUCCCAGCAAGUACAUGGGCGCAAUCUUAGCAGCAAACGACAUCGGCAGCGCCUUCUUCGUGAUGAUUCUGUGUCACAUAGGAAGCAACAAGCGCAAGCCAGCUUUUAUUACAUACAUAGUUCAGCUCUCUACCCUGGGCAUAUUUUUGGCGUCUGUGCCACACUACAUCUACGGAGGUGGUGGCCCGACAGCCAGCGCAGAGGUGGUCGUCUGCACUUCUCCACUCGACAAUAGGACGGAACAACCUGUCUGCGUUAGCAACGGAGCUUUCGUCAGCAGCGAGAGUAGAGUGGCCUUCAUACUGAUGUUUCUAGGCGGACUGCUCAUCGGUACCGGCUUAUCGCCGCUGUACAGCCUCGGUGUGGUCUACAUCGACGACAACGUCCAGCAUAAGGCGACAGUGUCAUAUUACAUGGGCAUAACGCAAGCUGUUCCUCUGGUCGGUAUGAUGGUUGGAUUUCUACUGGCCGCGCUCACCGUCUUACUUCCAGAUGAUCUCAAAGAUACGACGCUAUCACCCGACGAUCCGGCCUUCAUGGGCGCAUGGUGGCUUGGGUUGGUCAUCGUUUCCGUGGUUCUCGUCCUGGUCAGCUUUCCUAUGGCGUGUUUCCCUAAACGGCUGCCAGGGGGCGCUAGUAAUCAGGCGCGGGGCGAUGAAGCAGCCGACGGUAGAAACAGUGACAAAGCUGCGAAGACAGAGGAAGCGCAAGCUGUCGAAGCAGCAGAACAGCUGUUCGAAAAAAUGAAGGCAAAACCUAAAGAGAUGUUUAGAGAGGUAUGGAGGUUGCUGAAGAACCCAGUUCUAGUGUGCUUCGCGUUAGGUGGCGCGCUAGACAUGUACAGCUUUUCCUUUCUCUCGUUCCUUCCGAAGUACCUGGAGCGACAGUUCGGUCAGACGGCCUCCACGUCCAGUAUUGCAACAGGGUUCGUGGUUCUAGUGGCAGCAGCUUCGACGCUAGUUGCUGGCUACAUGAUUAGACGCUUCAAGGUUCAGCUUAGGGGCAUUGUAGUCAUCACCCUGGCAUUCAGCCUGAUUACCGCCAUCUUUGGGUGCAUCUGUAUGCUGGUGGUCGGUUGCGCGAUUCCAUGGGCCAGCGAGACAGACACACAGCCUUUGGAGUUCAACACGACCUGUAGCGAUGGUUGCUCGUGCGAACACAGCCCAUUCAGCCCUGUCUGCUCGGAUAUAACGCAGCUCGUCUAUUUCUCGCCCUGCCAUGCAGGUUGCACGCUAGCUGACGAGCAAAACGGAACACAGGUGUUCGCGAACUGUAACUGUACGAACACGGUCGCGCGGAGUGUGCAGCGUGGCAUAUGUGAACAGGACUGCCCAGCCGUCUACGCCUAUCUAGUCGUCAUCUACCUGGCCAUCCUGCUGGCUGCGCCAGGAUUCCUUACAACCAUAAUCGGACGUAUACGAUGCGUGGAAGUAUCGCAGAAACCGCUGGCCAUGGCCAUCGGCUCGCUCACACUCACCAUGCUCAAUAGCCUGCCUGGACCUGUCAUCUUCGGUGCAGCGAUUGACUCCACGUGUGUCGUCUGGGCGCAGGGUACAUGCGAAGGGGAAACGGGAGCCUGUAUCGCCUACGAUCACACUAGACUCAGACAUGUCUUCCACGGAGUGCUAGUCGCCUUUAAACUCGCUGCGGCUUUAUGCUAUGCGUUCGCCUGGUACAAAGUCAAAGGACCGUACCUCGGCGACAGCGACGAUGAUUACGUAGUCCAUAGCGACACGUUGGCAAGCUACGACAACAAGGCUUUUUCGUCUAGUUCUUCAGUGGCGACUACUAAGAAACACACUGAGGACUGAUCGCAACACUCCAACACCUAUUAAUCUAGCCAUUAUCUAUUAUAUAUAAAGUUGUUCAGCCGAAUUAGAUAGUUAGAUUUUUGGGGUAUUUUUCUUCAACCAAGAGUAACGCCACUGAUUUCCCCGGGCAACGCCGGGUAUCCCGCUAGUAAUAAUAUAAUGAGACUACGUCGUUCGCAGAAUAACAAAAUGCGGUAUGUAGCUCAGAUUUUAUUUCUGCCGCGCCCACACUUAACCUUAGCGGAACAUGUAAAUGUCAACGUGUGUUGUACGGUAUGUGACGCCCGAAUCGGUUUAGGCCAGGCAUGUCGACACGUUCUAUUACUUCAUUAUAUUCAUAUUCAUUAUAGUCACUGUUUCCAAAUGCACGAAUGCACACGCAGUGGUCUUGAUAUUGAAGCCUUUGCGUGUGUAACGGGUCUCUGGCGUAAGGCGGUGAUGAAAGGGAGUAACGUAAAUUGUAUAAUAACGCACAAAAGAUGGAAACGUGUGCAUGAUAAUACCGUAUGUACAUGUAUUGUAACCUAUGAUACACUCUGUAUACAGGGUUCGUAGCGGGUCUUCCAAAGUCUUAUAAGUACUUAUUUUGCCAAAAAUAAAAUAAGGGCCCUUAUUAG